UCUUCAAUUCUAUUCUGCUUUAAAUUAUCUGGAAGCUGUGCUUCAAGACAAGAAAAGUGACUUAUUAAAAUCAGUUUGUAAUCAGAUUCUGAUCAAGCACUUCUUAAGAUUAUCAUUCACGGACAUGGAAUACAGAGAAUAUCUGCAUCUUGCCCUUCUGAUGGUGACAGUUUUCUCUCAUGAAACAACAGCAAGCUAUACCCAUCUGAGGGCUAAUGAUACUACUGUCUGGGAACCACAUAUUCAAAAUAAGAUGGGCAGAAACCAAAAUGAAAACAUUACGAACCUUACAACUACUAACAUAGAUAAGAAAGGUAAUUUUUCAAACAUGCCUGAAAGACCUACAUCAUCUCACAUCGUGUCAUUAACUCCUAAAUCUGAACUGGAGCUUUAUACACCCUCUGUGGUCAGAAAUAGUUCUCCAACAGUGCAGAGCAUCAGAAACACAAGCAAAAAUCACAGUGAAAUUUUUAAAAAAGAUGUCUGUGAGGAAAAUAACAACAAAAUGGCUAUGCUAGUUUGCUUAAUUAUAAUUGCAGUGCUUUUUCUUAUCUGUACCUUUCUAUUUUUAUCAACUGUGGUUCUGGCAAACAAAGUGUCAUCUCUCAGACGUUCAAAACAAGUAGGCAAGCGUCAGCCUAGAAGCAACGGCGAUUUUCUGGCAAGCAGUGGUCUAUGGCCUGCUGAAUCAGACACUUGGAAAAGAGCAAAACAGUUCACAGGGCACAACCUAAUGAUGCAAUCUACUGGAGUGCUCACAGCAACAAGCGAAAGAAAAGAUGAUGAGAGAACUGAAAAGCGUACCAUCUAACAGAUGCGUUAGUGAAGAAAAAUGCAAAGUAGUCAUGAGAAAGUAUUUGGAGUAAAAAUGAAGUCAGUUUGAUAUUUAAUGCCACUGUGUUGUCUGGUGGUCUAAAAUUUGAUAUGGCAGGCCUUGCAACUUAGAUUUAAAUAGGUAAGAAGUAUACCUGCUUACUUAGUUACUCACACUGUGCAUUUUUGUUUUGACAAUGUUCUGGAAAGAGAAAAAUUGAUAAUAAAAAAUAAAACCACCAAGCAUUUGGAGAGGGUUUCAGGGAUGAAUGGAAAAAAUGACAACAGUAAAAAGGGACAAUAAAAUAAAUAUCUGCUGUUCAGCAAUGUAGUUAGAUGAACUUGGAAGAGUCUUAGUGGAUCCUAAGAGAUUCAGCAUCUAACAUAAAUUGAAUUACUCGCAUAGAGUUGAACAGUAUAGUUUAAGUGGUACGGUUUCUGCUGAAUAUAACAGAAUCCACACUGGCUAGUUUUUCCACAGCUAAUUUUAUUGCUAGAUGUCUUAAUUUUUAUAUAUGGCACAUACAAGAAAGUGUUUU
Molecule: messenger RNA, 1352 nt
Organism: Condylura cristata (star-nosed mole)
Lineage: Eukaryota; Metazoa; Chordata; Mammalia; Eulipotyphla; Talpidae
Gene: EVI2A
Product: ecotropic viral integration site 2A
Exons: 2
Coding region: 125-811 (228 amino acids)
Cellular component (GO): membrane
Source: RefSeq, a predicted model, not a curated record